GUUUCAUAGUCAGAAAUCGAGAUACACCAUCGACUUAGUGAUUGUGAAUCAUGAAGCCGCUUUAUGUACUUUUUGGAGUCCUACUCCUUACUACUUUCACGGUUGCGAAGCUGGACAUCCGCAAUCGAUUUGGUAUUACACCGAUCGUGGAAAAACUCCAAGAGGCGCAUGAUCGAUUGCAUGAUAACAUCUUCGGGGAAAAAGUUGUGGAUUCUCCAGCUGCCAGUGAAACAGCGGACAACUCUGACGGGGCUGACACCCCCGAUGGCUCUGAAGAUGCACAACCCGAGUCUGAGGUAUCCACUGACGAUGAGCAAUCAGAGUCUGAUGCCCCCAAUGACGAAGCACCUGAAACACCUGCCGGUGACAACGAAGAACCUGAGCCUCAGGUCGACAUCCCUCAUCAAUCUGGGAUCUUGGAAAAAUUGCGGGAGUCCAAAAAUAAUUUAGCGGAAAACGUGGAAAAAUUGCAGGAAGCGGGCCAAAAACUUUAG
This is a messenger RNA of Hermetia illucens (black soldier fly), 494 nucleotides long. RefSeq lists its product as uncharacterized. The record is from RefSeq and is a predicted model, not a curated record. NCBI's taxonomy places the organism in Eukaryota, Metazoa, Arthropoda, Insecta, Diptera, Stratiomyidae. Bases 51 to 494 code for a protein of 147 amino acids. The transcript is spliced from 2 exons.